CGCCGAGGGCGGCAGGGCUGGGACUGCGCCGCGCUUCGAACCCCCGGACCGGCUUUGAGAGUUGUGGAUUCUGAAGUCGUGGCCCCGUCUGUGGACCUCUAGGAGUCUGUGAACCUCAGGUUUAGAACCCUUCCCUGGAUACUGCACUUUACACUUUUAUGUUGCGUCCGUUGACCUUCACAGUAAUUGAGUGAGUGCGCCUCUUUGCUGUUUUCUGGAGAUCCAGCCCAGGGGAUUUUGUAAGUCCUCCCUGUCUGCUUUGGAGAAUUCAUCUCUCUCUGAUGUAGAUGGGUGGGAUCUUGGAGCAGCAUAAUAGCUGAAUCUUGAGGUUGGUUGUGGCCCGCACUAGAGAGAAGUCCAGGGUUGGUAUUCUUGGGCCAUAUUUCUCUACUUUGGAAUUCACUCAGUUCAUUCAAGAAACAUUGACCCUCUGCUUGUGGUGCCAUAUGCCAGUGAAGGUCUGAUGGACAGACCCUUUCUGUUGACCUUGUGGCACAUGUUGGAAGACAAGGUAAAAGGAGCAAGCAGCGCUCUGCUUUGGUGAAUAGGAGCCCUCCGUGCAGUUCUCAGAACAUGGGCCCUCGUUUAAAGCUGCAGCUGUGAUCCUCGGCUGUCUUGUCGGCAUUGGAGAGACCUGAUGUUUUACGUUAUUGGUGGAGUCACAGUGUCUGUGGUUGCAUUCUUCUUCACAAUUAAGUUCCUCUUUGAGCUUGCCGCACGUGUAGUCAGCUUCCUCCAGAAUGAGGACCGUGAGCGCCGAGGGGACCGGACUAUUUAUGACUACGUGCGGGGAAAUUACCUGGAUCCCCGGUCUUGCAAAAUCUUCUGGGAUUGGAAGGACCCCUAUGAGGUGGGCCACAGCAUGGCCUUCCGAGUGCAUUUAUUCUAUAAGAAUGGACAGCCUUUCCCCGCACACCGGCCCGUGGGACUCAGAGUUCACAUCUCUCAUGUUGAGCUGGCCGUGGAAAUCCCAGUGACGCAGGAAGUCCUUCAGGAGCCCACAACUAAUGUAGUAAAGGUGGCCUUCACUGUGCGCAGGGCUGGGCGAUAUGAAAUUACGGUGAAGCUUGGUGGACUAAAUGUUGCCUAUAGUCCCUACUACAAAAUUUUUCAACCUGGAAUGGUAGUUCCUUCCAAGACCAAAAUUGUGUGCCAUUUUUCUACUCUUGUGUUGACCUGUGGGGAGCCACAUACCCUUCAAAUAGUGCCCCGAGAUGAGUAUGACAACCCCACCAACAACUCCAUGUCCUUGAGGGAUGAGCACAAUUACAGUGUGUCCAUUCAUGAGCUGGGUCCUCAAGAAGAAGAAAGCACGGGCGGGGUCUCAUUUGAGAAAUCCACGUCAUCCAACAAGCAGACCUGUCAAGUGUUCUUACGGCUCACUCUGCAUUCUCGUGGCUGCUUCCAUGCCUGCAUCUCAUACCAGAAUCAACCAAUCAAUAACGGUGAAUUUGACAUCAUUCAAUUCUCAGUGAAGGAAUUCUACCUGAAAAUCAUCCCCUGGCGACUGUACACCUUCCGUGUCUGUCCAGGAACAAAAUUUUCAUACCUUGGCCCUGACCCUGUUCAUAAACUCCUUACGCUGGUGGUAGACGAUGGCAUCCAGCCGCCUGUGGAGCUCAGCUGUAAGGAGAGGAACAUUCUGGCAGCCACUUUUAUCCGCUCCCUCCACAAGAACAUAGGAGGCUCAGAGACCUUUCAGGACAAGGUGAACUUUUUCCAGAGAGAACUUCGGCAGGCCCACAUGAAGAGGCCACAUUCCAAAGUCACCCUGAAGGUCAGCAGACACACCUUGUUGGAAUCGUCUUUGAAAGCCACUCGGAAUUUCUCCAUCUCCGAUUGGAGCAAGAACUUUGAAGUGGUUUUCCAAGAUGAAGAAGCUCUGGACUGGGGCGGACCUCGCCGGGAAUGGUUCGAGCUCAUCUGCAAGGCUCUGUUUGAUACCACCAAUCAGCUUUUUACACGGUUUAGUGAUAACAACCAAGCAUUGGUACAUCCCAACCCCAGUCGCCCUGCUCAUCUGCGCCUGAAGAUGUAUGAGUUUGCAGGGCGGCUGGUGGGCAAGUGCCUCUAUGAGUCCUCUUUGGGAGGAGCCUACAAACAGUUGGUCCGAGCUCGCUUCACCCGCUCUUUCCUGGCCCAAAUCAUAGGACUGCGCAUGCACUACAAGUACUUUGAAACAGAUGACCCAGAAUUCUACAAAUCUAAAGUUUGUUUCAUCCUUAACAAUGACAUGAGUGAGAUGGAGCUGGUCUUUGCAGAGGAGAAAUAUAACAGAGCAGGUCAACUGGAUAAGGUUGUAGAACUCAUGACAGGUGGAGCUCAAAUUCCAGUCACCAAUGGAAAUAAAAUAUUCUAUUUAAAUCUACUGGCCCAAUAUCGGUUGGCUAGUCAAGUAAAAGAGGAGGUGGAACAUUUUCUAAAAGGCCUGAAUGAGUUGGUCCCCGAAAACCUUUUGGCUAUUUUUGAUGAGAAUGAGCUUGAGCUGCUGAUGUGCGGGACGGGAGACAUCAGCGUGUCUGACUUCAAAGCCCAUGCAGUGGUGGUUGGUGGCUCCUGGCAUUUCAGAGAGAAGGUCAUGAGGUGGUUUUGGACCGUGGUUUCCAGUUUAACCCAGGAAGAGUUGGCUCGGCUGCUUCAGUUCACUACAGGCUCCUCUCAGCUGCCACCUGGAGGUUUUGCUGCCCUGUGCCCCUCAUUCCAGAUCAUCGCCGCUCCGACCCAUAGCACGUUACCUACUGCACACACAUGUUUUAACCAGCUGUGCCUCCCAACGUAUGACUCGUAUGAAGAGGUGCACAGGAUGCUGCAGCUGGCCAUCAGUGAGGGCUGCGAGGGCUUUGGCAUGCUCUGACUUCGUGCCUGCCAUCCACUCAGCCCCUGAGCUCGCUGCCCAUGACAGACACUGUGACUUCUCACCCCAGCACUGACAGAGCCAUCAGUUGGAAGAGGCAGCAUGUUCCGUGUCCGUCCGGAGUAUUUGUCAUCUGCAAGCCUCGUCCUUUUCUCACUCCCUUCCCCUCCAUAGCCACUACAAGCCACGUUAGCAUGGUACGUCAUCUGAGCUCUCUGCUCACUGCCGAAAAGAGGGCCAAGCUGCUGUUGUCUUGGUGGGUUCUCUGAUGAGCUCAGCUGCUGGGGCUGCCUCCGUCUCCAAGGGGGUUGGGAAAGAGCCCAGCUCUGCUGGAACUCAGUUGUGCAGAAAGCCUCCAGGCCAUGCUUGUCCCAGCUCCCUCUGCCUGUGCGUCUUGUAGGCACCCUGAUUGGUACAUGCACCCCUCUCUCUGGGACAGGGUUCACCUCUUCUCAUCAGGAGCCAGAGACGCACAAAGAGGAAAGGGCUCACACGAGCCUUUAGUUUUGUCCCUUUGCACAGUGGCAGGCCCCGGCCGUGGCACUGGGUGGCCUCUAAGUGAUGGUCCUCAUUGAAACUCCACAAAAGGUUCUUUUUUUUUUUUAAUAGUUGUGGUAUCAGAAUGGAAAGGGAGCCUUUCCUGCAGGCGUUCCUAGAAUCAAUCAGUGAUCCGUCAAGAACUCUGUUCUUUCCUUGAAUUUGAGCCAGGUGAGAGAAGCAGAUGGAAGCCCUGUGAAUGUGAAUGAUGGCUGGGCUGGAGCCCCACUGCUGAGCAUAUGCCUCUUCUUGGGUUUGGGGCACACCUGGGCUGGCAGCACAGCUGGCUUGAAGACUGCUGACGCUCUGCUCCCAGUUUGCCUCUCACACAGGGCUGGCUGGGCCUGGUUAUUUACCUCCAAGUGUGCAGCCUGCCAAGAGCUGGGGAUUCUGCUCGUACCUGACUCCAGAGGGUCCCACUCAGCCUCUUCUGGAUUUCUGCUGCAGAAAAGUGGGUAGCAAGGGCUUGAGACGAUAAGAGUGGGUGUCCCAGUGCUCCUACAUCGCUCUUCGUAGGUGUUCCCUGAGGCAAAGCGAAAGGUGCCAGGAGUUGAAGUGCUUGUGCCCAUCUCCAUCCCCUGGCAUCAGCUCCCUGGGAACUGUGUUACCGGAAAUGCCAGCUCUUGCCCUGACGUCACCCUCUCAGGUACCUAGAAGGGAAGCUUAAGAAAGGAGGAAGCUUGAUGUGGUUCAUGGUCAAGCGAUAACGGGAGAGAGCCUGCAGCCUGUCACUGGGAAGAUGACAGCAUGCUAUUCAUUAUAAUUCGGAUGGAAAUAGUUUCAAGCCCCAAAGUCUCAUUGCCUCCUCAAGUCUCUGUUUUGUAUAGAUGGCUUUGCUGUAAGUUUCAAUUCCUGAUGGAGCACUUAACUCUGAGAAUAUUACAAGGCAUCUUUGUUGCCCAAACCAGCAAGUGUACGGAGUCCUGAGAGAGGCGGGACUCAGGACAAUGCCUUGGCCUCCUGGAAGUAUGCCUGAGCCCUCCUCCCCUUGCUCCCUGCCCUUGGAGCUAGCCCUUAGGAGCGCUUACAGCUCCUGCCUGACCUCAUGCUGUGGGCAGCUGUCUGUCUCUUCCUGGCGUGGGUGCUGACUUCCCUUAUCACCCGGGUCCAGGAUCCAGCACCAGGGCCUCCUCACUCCAGGAUCCUUCAUGCCACACGGUCACUGCUCCUCUCAGGGACCAGGACAAGGUGCUGCUGCUUGCCCCAGUUUUUCCCCAUGGUAUAUGGACUGGCCAGUUUAGUCGUCAUUCACAUCCGAUGCUGCCCCUCAGCCCCACACUGGGGUUUCCGGCUAGGGGCCCCUGGGUCAGCUCUGCCAUCUUUGGCAGUUGCCCCACUUCCAGAUUUUGCAUUCACCACGCUGACGGCCUUCUCGAGAUUGAAGCCGGAGAUCAAAUUGACUUUCUUAGUCCGAGCUGCCAUGUUUGGCUCUAGCCUGAGCUCUUUUUCAGAGCAUCCUGGUCACUGUUGCAUCCCGGCCAGGACAGCGGCAUCCCUGUGCAGACCCUUAAAUCCCAGAGGCUUUGUUUAACAAAACCCUUUGAUAGGUUGUGAUUUUCUAUUUUUCCAGUUAACUCUCUCCCACCCAACUCUGCUCAGAAGGGUCUUGGCUCUUUUUGGCUUCUCCUUUGAUCUUUUUUUCUAUCUUCCUUUGGAGCUAGCAAAUGAGGGUGGGUGGUGGGGGGAGUGGGGAGUUGUGCCAUAGAGGAGGGAGGGCGGCUUAUUUCUUGAGCAGUUUUCUAGUCACAUUUCUUAUUUUGGUCAGUUCUCUUAUUUAGUCCCUUGGGGCCAAGAAACUUAGGGGCCAGCUAACCUCCCGGCCUUUCAGCUGCUCCAGAGUAGACCAGGCUUCCCACGGACCUCAAGGAGGAUGCCUACACACUCCAGACUUCAGCAGAGAGCAACCCUGGCUGCAAACUUGCCAGGCCAGACAGUUGCAGCUGGUGAUAUAAAUAUUUUGUAUAGUAAAUGAAAUAAAUCAAUGUUUAAACGAAA
Molecule: messenger RNA, 5386 nt
Organism: Echinops telfairi (small Madagascar hedgehog)
Lineage: Eukaryota; Metazoa; Chordata; Mammalia; Afrosoricida; Tenrecidae
Gene: AREL1
Product: apoptosis resistant E3 ubiquitin protein ligase 1
Exons: 21
Coding region: 638-2854 (738 amino acids)
Biological process (GO): positive regulation of protein catabolic process; negative regulation of apoptotic process; proteasome-mediated ubiquitin-dependent protein catabolic process
Molecular function (GO): ubiquitin-protein transferase activity
Source: RefSeq, a predicted model, not a curated record